Paramecium octaurelia is the source of this 1315-nucleotide messenger RNA. Lineage: Eukaryota; Ciliophora; Oligohymenophorea; Peniculida; Parameciidae. The record is from the annotation of a GenBank genome assembly.
AUGAUCAAUAAAUUUAUGGGGUAUUUCAAGAAUAGACCACCCUUUCAAAAGAGAGUGGCCAAUUCCUCCCUAUUGAGUUAGUCAGAUGAGAUAUUGUUGGAUGAUCUAUUGUUCCUUAUUUCUUGCUUUGAGAAUAACCAUUCAGAAUUUAUAACCAAAUCCCCAUCUUAUUACAUAGAAUAAUACUUUGCACUAACUAACGAAUAGUAAUGAGUAAUUCAUAACUCUUUAGGGAAUAUGCCAACUCCUAUAUCAUUAGAAACAAAGUGUUUUUAACCUGCCACUUAAUGCUGCAUGAAUUUCAAUUAGGUAUUGACUUCGCUGAUCAUUUCCUCAACUAGAAAUUCCCAGUUUUAUUAGAUAAAAAAUCUCCUGUGUUUGUUAAAACUACCUCCCAGAAAGAAGAAUGGCUCUCAGCGAACAUCUAAUUAAGUUACUUCCAAUAUCUUCAAAAGCUGGCUGUGAACAUACAGGUCUUCCAUGCAUGCAAAGUGCAACAAUACCCUUUGUUUUAGGAGGGAUAAAAAUUCAUUGACAUCCAAACUAAAUUGCUUUGGCUCUUCAAGAUUAGUAAUCUAGUAAGACUUUAAAUAAUAUUAUAAGGUUAAUAGUGGCCUGGGGCAGAUGGAAAUCUUAAAAUAAGCCCUGCAGAUGGUCCCUGAAGAUAUGCUGUUGAAAGAAAUUGUCCUAGUUUACUGGUCUGACAUCAUAGUGUUCUAUAAUUUUCUCAGUAAAGAAGUAUAUCAACAUCCGUAACAAAUAGAUCUUAUAAUUGUUAGAUUAUUAUAGACAUCUAGCCACUCAUAUUUGUCUUUAAUUCUAUGAACUCUACUUAUAAUUGUUUCAAAUCAGAAAUUCCAUUUCAGAUCUUUACAAAUACCGUAAACAUUUUGAUAGAGACAAUGUCAUUAAAUAGCCUAAAUGGUUUGAUGUCAACAAACCAGUUCAUAAAUAAAUAGAAGAAUUCAUGUUGAAGCAAAAGUUGAAUAUGGGAAACAACACAGAUAGAGCUGCCUUGAAACCAUAAAUGUCAAGCAGAGGAUCCAAAUCUCAAAUUGCACUAGACACAAGAAUUGAUUUAAGCAAAUUACCUAGAUCAAAUAAUAAUACAAUUAAAACUCAUAGAGCAGGAAGACAAGGAGAAAGUGAAGGAGACGAAGAAGAUUUUGAAUAACUUAAAUAAAUCCUGCAAAAUUAGAAUAUUUAAACCAAAUUAACAAUGAAAAAAUAAUAAAAAUAAAAAUAGCAAGAUUCUGAAAUUUCUUUUUAAAAAUAAUCUCAAGAAGAAGGAACAGAUCUACCAAAAGGAGAUUGA